Messenger RNA from Trachemys scripta elegans, 925 nucleotides. It is a transcript of the gene TIMM9, whose product is annotated as translocase of inner mitochondrial membrane 9. The transcript has 5 exons. Lineage: Eukaryota; Metazoa; Chordata; Testudines; Emydidae. The record is from RefSeq and is a predicted model, not a curated record. The coding region runs from base 218 to 487 and encodes 89 amino acids.
CCCUAUGUGCCGAUUCGUCUCCACGAGGAGGGUGGGGGGAAAAUCGUGGCGAAUUUGCGGGGCGGAAGGAGGAGCUGAGGCUGCCGGUUCCCCCACGUGUUGAGAGGCGCCGGGCGCAGAGCGGAAGCAUAUUAUUGCAUUUGAAGGAGAUGCAGAGUUCAGCAGGACCAAAAAAUAGUCUGUCUGAAGAAUGUGGCUGAUUGCAGACCAAUAGAAUAUGGCUGGGCAAAUAUCAGAAUCUGAUCAGAUCAAACAGUUCAAGGAGUUUCUUGGGACGUACAAUAAACUUACAGAAACCUGUUUCCUGGAUUGUGUGAAAGAUUUCACUAGCAGGGAGGUUAAAUCAGAAGAGAUGACGUGCUCAGAACACUGCUUACAGAAAUAUUUAAAAAUGACGCAGAGGAUAUCCAUGAGAUUUCAGGAGUAUCAUAUUCAGCAGAACGAAGCUCUAGCUGCCAAAGCAGGACUUCUUGGGCAACCUCGUUAAACAAAAGAGAAUUCUAUUCCAACCUUGCUUUAAAGCAAUGCCAAUGUUUGUUGGAUUGCAAGUGGAGGUGUUCUGUUGUGGGUGUGUCCACCAGCUCACAACAGAGUUUCAGAGACCGUUUGGCACACGGAAACCAUUGGGGAAACAAUUAUGGGCUAUACCAGGAGUUGGUAAUGGCCAGCUGGCGAACAGAGCCUAUUUCUGAGGUCCUUUUUUACUGUGCAAUGGAAUAAUGUUGAUACAACCAUUUCUAGAGGCCUGCAGACUGGUUAUGCUGGUCACUACAUUGGGGGCAGGGGAGGGAGAGGACCAUUUUUUUUCUUUCUUCCACUACGACUAUUAAUUUUAAUGCAAAAAGUGCUGUACAGAAAUAUAUACAAAAAUGUCUUCAAAAUGUUUUUAUUUAAUCAAAGUACAAUAAAUGGGAACUGUUCAGUU